AUGGAGGAAAUCGAGGCCCUGCGCAGCCAAGCAAAAGAAAUCGAGUGUUUGAAUCGUGGACCAGACUGUGUUGUCGAUGCCCUGGAAUACUACCCCAUAUGGGUGAUCAGUAUAUUCGCGGUAUUCGCACUUGCAGCUGUCGUCAUAAUACCCUAUACUUUCUGUGCCACUGAUGACGACGACUUGGCUAAGCGUAAAAUCGAAGUCUUCCGACGAGCGAGCGCUCUGGAACUCGAUCUGGAAGGAGGUCCGCUGAACACUAGCGUCUCCGGAUUCACGCACGCUUCGCCGAUCUCGGAAUUGACCCAUCAUUUCCAUAUGAAGAACUUCCUCCACAUCGACAGCUUCAAGCAGUACGCCCGCAGACUGUCCCACGUCGCUCACCUGGAUUUCUCAACGCACAGCGAGCCGAGCUCAAGUUGCGGUAAGCGAUGA
Galendromus occidentalis (western predatory mite) is the source of this 435-nucleotide messenger RNA. RefSeq lists its product as uncharacterized. The record is from RefSeq and is a predicted model, not a curated record. Lineage: Eukaryota; Metazoa; Arthropoda; Arachnida; Mesostigmata; Phytoseiidae. The transcript has 3 exons. Bases 1 to 435 code for a protein of 144 amino acids.